Molecule: messenger RNA, 851 nt
Organism: Moneuplotes crassus
Lineage: Eukaryota; Ciliophora; Spirotrichea; Euplotida; Euplotidae
Source: the annotation of a GenBank genome assembly
UUACUCUCGCAAUUGUAUUGUGUUUGGCUCUUGCCAUGUCAAGCGCCUUCAGAAUUAGACAAGGUGAUGUCGCUGCUGAUAUUGGAGCUGGUGUUGGAGCUGCCAACCAAGCUAUUACUGACGGAGAAGAAUUCUUCAACGACGCUGUCCACGGUGCUCAAGCUGCCGCAGAGAACUUUGCCUCACAAGCUGUGAAUGGUGCAGGAGCCCUCGCUGGUAUGAUGGCUGGUGGAGCCCCAGCUGGUGGAGCUGCCGCUGAUGGAGCCAGACUUCAGCAAACUGCUGCUGAUGCUGCCAACACUGCCACUGCGGAUGCUAGCACUCUUGCCACUGAUGCUACCACUGUUGCCACCGAUGCUGCCAACGUAGCUGCCGAUGUCGGAUCCCAAUGGGUCAACACUGCCACCAACUUCCUCGGAGGACUCGCUGGUACCAACGGUGGUGCAAGACUCCAACAAGGAAACCUCGCUAAUGACAUCAACGCUUUAGGUCAAGCCUCUCUUGGUGCUCUUCAUGAUACUAAUCAAGCUUUUGAUGAUGCUCUCGACCAGAGUGAAAUGAUUGCUAACAACGUUCUUUCAACCUCCGAACAAGCUUUCGGAGCUAAUGGAGCAGCCGUUGCUAACCCAGACAGACUCCAACAAGACACAGCUACUGUCGCUCAAGAUGCCACUGAUCUUUCUAAUGAUGUAGCUGAAGCCACUAACGACGGAAUCCAAGCUGUCAACGACAUUGCCCAACAAGGACUCCAAGCCUGGACUGGAUUAUUCAACGGAGGAGCUGCUGCCCCAGCCGCCGCACCAGCCGCUAGAAGACUUCAGAGAUUCCACUAAAUUGCAGGUUCAAAGUAG